GCGGGCUGCGGGGAGAUGUGGGGAGGGCCCCCUCCACUUUGGAGGGCAGUGAAGGAGAGGGAUCCUCUAAAUUGUUGAGGCUCCAUCUCUCCAGAUUGUAUGCCCUUCUCAGCAACACCGCCUCUGGCCCUCCGAUGGGAAAGUGGAGGCCGGGACAAGGGCACACAACUGGUUCCAUUAAGCCCCUCUCUCCCUCAGACGCCAUGGAGCUGGAUCUGUCUCCACCUCAUCUUGGCAGCUCUCCAGAAGACCUUUGCCCAGCCCCUGGGACCCCUCCUGGGACUCCCCAGCCCCCUGAUACCCCUCUGCCUGAGGAGGUAAAGAGGUCCCAGCCUCUCCUCAUCCCAACCACCGGCAGGAAACUUCGAGAGGAGGAGCGGCGUGCCACCUCCCUCCCCUCUAUCCCCAACCCCUUCCCUGAGCUCUGCAGUCCUCCCUCACAGAGCCCGAUUCUCGGGGGCCCCUCCAGUGCAAGGGGGCUGCUCCCCCGCGAUGCCAGCCGCCCCCAUGUAGUAAAGGUGUACAGUGAGGAUGGGGCCUGCAGGUCUGUGGAGGUGGCGGCAGGUGCCACAGCUCGCCACGUGUGUGAAAUGCUGGUGCAGCGAGCUCACGCCCUGAGCGACGAGACCUGGGGGCUGGUGGAGUGCCACCCCCACCUAGCACUGGAGCGGGGUUUGGAGGACCACGAGUCCGUAGUGGAAGUGCAGGCUGCCUGGCCCGUGGGCGGAGAUAGCCGCUUCAUCUUCCGGAAAAACUUCGCCAAGUACGAACUGUUCAAGAGCUCCCCACACUCCCUGUUCCCAGAAAAAAUGGUCUCCAGCUGUCUCGAUGCACACACUGGUAUAUCCCAGGAAGACCUCAUCCAGAACUUCCUGAAUGCUGGCAGCUUUCCUGAGAUCCAGGGCUUUCUGCAGCUGCGGGGUUCAGGACGGAAGCUUUGGAAACGCUUUUUCUGCUUCUUGCGCCGAUCUGGCCUCUAUUACUCCACCAAGGGCACCUCUAAGGAUCCGAGGCACCUGCAGUACGUGGCAGAUGUGAACGAGUCCAACGUGUACGUGGUGACGCAGGGCCGCAAGCUCUAUGGGAUGCCCACCGACUUCGGUUUCUGUGUCAAGCCCAACAAGCUUCGAAAUGGCCACAAGGGGCUUCGGAUCUUCUGCAGUGAAGACGAGCAGAGCCGCACCUGCUGGCUGGCUGCCUUCCGCCUCUUCAAGUACGGGGUGCAGCUGUACAAGAAUUACCAGCAGGCACAGUCUCGCCAUCUGCAUCCAUCUUGUUUGGGCUCCCCACCCUUGAGAAGUGUCUCAGAUAAUACCCUGGUGGCCAUGGACUUCUCUGGCCAUGCUGGGCGUGUCAUCGAGAACCCCCGGGAGGCUCUGAGUGUGGCCCUGGAGGAGGCCCAGGCCUGGAGGAAGAAGACAAACCACCGCCUCAGCCUGCCCACACCGGCCUCCGGCACGAGCCUCAGUGCAGCCAUCCACCGAACCCAACUCUGGUUCCACGGGCGCAUUUCCCGUGAGGAGAGCCAGCGACUUAUUGGACAGCAGGGCUUGGUAGACGGCCUGUUCCUGGUCCGGGAGAGUCAGCGGAACCCCCAGGGCUUUGUCCUCUCUCUGUGCCACCUGCAGAAAGUGAAGCAUUAUCUCAUCCUGCCGAGCGAGGAGGAGGGCCGCCUGUACUUCAGCAUGGAUGAUGGCCAGACCCGCUUCACUGACCUGCUGCAGCUCGUGGAGUUCCACCAGCUGAACCGUGGCAUCCUGCCGUGCUUGCUGCGCCAUUGCUGCACGCGGGUGGCCCUCUGACCCGGCCAUGGACUGGCUCAUGCCUCAGCCCACCUUCAGGCUGCCCGCCGCCCCUCUACCCAUCCAGUGGACUCUGGGGCGCGGCAGCGGGGGACGGGAUGAGGAGCGAGAGGGUCCUGCCACUCCAGUUUUCUCCUCUGCUUCUUUGCCUCCCUCACAUAGAAAACAGCCCGCAUUACAGUCCACUCCUGACCCCUCUCCUCAAGGGAAGGCCUAGGGUGGCCCCCUCUCCUUCUCCUAGCUCCGGAGGUGCUGUUCUAGGGCAGGGCAUUAUGGGAGAAGUGGGGGCAGCCCAGGCGGUUUCACGCCCCACACUUUGUACAGACUGAGAGGCCAGUUGAUCUGCUCUGUUUUAUACUAGUGACAAUAAAGAUUAUUUUUUGAUAUA
Symphalangus syndactylus (siamang) is the source of this 2190-nucleotide messenger RNA. It is a transcript of the gene GRB7, whose product is annotated as growth factor receptor bound protein 7. Lineage: Eukaryota; Metazoa; Chordata; Mammalia; Primates; Hylobatidae. Gene Ontology annotation, biological process: signal transduction. The record is from RefSeq and is a predicted model, not a curated record.